AUGUCUGCUGUAACUGCUCACUCUGUCACCCCUUAUCUCGAUCAAAAGCCUGGUACCUCAGGCUUGAGAAAGAAGGUCACUGUCUUCCAACAGGAAAACUACACCGAAACCUUCAUCCAAGCUAUUUUAUCCUCAAUUCCUGAAGGUGCCAAAGAUGCUGUCCUAGUCGUUGGUGGCGAUGGUCGUUACUAUAAUGACCACGUCAUGCAACUCAUUGCCAACAUUGCUGCUGGUAAUGGUGUCAAAAAAUUGAUUUUUGGUCUUGACGGAAUCUUAUCAACUCCUGCCACCUCAAAUAUAAUCAGAACUUUUAAAAAGGAAAAGGUCACUGGUGGUAUUAUUCUAACUGCCUCCCACAACCCAGGUGGCCCCAAGAACGAUUUGGGUAUCAAGUACAACUUGGCUAAUGGUGGUCCAGCUCCAGAAUCUGUUACAAACAAAAUGUUUGAAUUCUCCAAAAGUGCUCAUCAAUAUUUCACAGCCGAAGUACCAGAAAUAGACUUGUCUAAAAUUGGUGUUCAAAAAUAUGACAAUAUAGAGGUUGAAAUAGUCGACUCCACAAAGGACUAUGUUGAAAUGCUCAAAUCAAUCUUUGACUUUGACUUAAUCAAAUCAUUCAUCCAAAAGAGAUCUCCACAAGGCUUUAAACUUCUUUUUGACGCUUUAAACGGUGUUACUGGUCCUUACGGUAAAGCUAUUUUCAUUGAUGAAUUGGGCUUGCCAUUAUCCUCAAUUCAAAACUGUACUCCUCUACCUGACUUUGGUGGUUUACACCCAGAUCCAAAUUUAACUUAUGCCAAAACUUUAGUUGACAGAGUCGACGCUGAAAACAUCGCUUUUGGUGCUGCUUCUGAUGGUGAUGGUGAUAGAAAUAUGAUCUAUGGUGCUAACACUUUUGUUUCUCCUGGUGACUCUGUAGCUAUCAUUGCAGAAUACGCUGAUUCUAUUCCCUACUUUAAAAAAUCUGGCGUCUAUGGUUUAGCAAGAUCAAUGCCAACUUCCGGUGCUUUGGAUCUUGUUGCAAAAGCUAAAGGUCUUGAAUGCUACGAGGUUCCAACUGGUUGGAAAUUCUUUUGUGCAUUAUUUGAUGCUAAAAAAUUAUCAAUUUGUGGUGAAGAAUCCUUUGGAACUGGCUCUGACCAUAUUAGAGAAAAGGAUGGCCUUUGGGCAAUUGUAGCCUGGUUAAACGUUUUGGCUGCUUAUGAUGCUCAACAUCCAGAAUUAGAAUCUGCUGCUACCAUUAAAAUUGUUCAAGAUGAUUUCUGGAACAAAUAUGGUCGUACUUUCUUCACUCGUUUUGACUACGAAAAUUAUGAUUCCGCACUUGCUAACAAAUUGGUUGAUAAACUAAACAAAGACAUCGAUGAUCCCUCAUUUAUUGGCUCAACCAUCUUCAACUCUGCCGAUAAAUUUAAUUCGACCACUGUUGUCGAUGCUGGUGACUUCAGUUAUACUGAUUUAGAUGGCUCAGUAUCAGACCAUCAAGGUUUAUAUGUUAAAUUAUCAAAUGGUUCAAGAUUUAUUGUCAGAUUAUCUGGUACUGGCUCCUCUGGUGCAACCAUUAGAUUAUAUAUCGAACGUCACAGUGAUGACCCAGAAACUUAUAAAUUGUCUGCAACAACUUAUUUGAAAGAUGAUAUCAACUCAAUCACCGGUUAUUUAGGUUUCAAGGAAAUCUUAGGAACUGAUAAGCCACAUGUUAUUACUUGA
Messenger RNA from Ascoidea rubescens DSM 1968, 1710 nucleotides. It is a transcript of the gene PGM2, whose product is annotated as phosphoglucomutase PGM2. Gene Ontology annotation, biological process: carbohydrate metabolic process. The record is from RefSeq and is a predicted model, not a curated record. The transcript has a single exon. Lineage: Eukaryota; Fungi; Ascomycota; Saccharomycetes; Ascoideales; Ascoideaceae. Bases 1 to 1710 code for a protein of 569 amino acids. Gene Ontology annotation, molecular function: phosphoglucomutase activity; magnesium ion binding. Gene Ontology annotation, cellular component: cytosol.